CAGAGCUCCGUAGACCCAACCCACGCUCCAUCUCUCUCAACCUUAUCCAUCUCCCUAACCAAUACGCUAACCGCCCGUCUCUCCCCUCCGCUCUAUAUAUACCCUUCGUCCUUCCCUAUCAGUCCCUGUCCCUGUCCGUGUCCGUUCAUUCAGUGUUUCUCAGCAAUUGCAGAGGUUAAUUCAAAUCCACCUUCUUCCAUUUUACCCAGCGUUUUUGUUGCUUUCUCAGAACAAAAAUGGCAGACAUAGCUAUGUUAGUUGCAGAGGAGUACGAGCGGAGGGUGAAGAGCACCGCCAGAGAUCGCGCCGGAGCUGAACCGGAGACCGUCGAUCUGUUCUCCUAUGUUCCGAUCUUGGCCCGGAGGCUGGAGGGGAAGCAAUCCCCUCAUUGGGUUAAGAUCGGGAAAGUUAAUGGAGGGGAGAAAUUGCAGAUUUUGAAAUGGGUUUCGGAGCCCAAAUCCCAGAUUGGUGCUGCGGCCAUCAAUGGCUUCUUCUCUGCUUGAAAAUUUCAGUUUCUUAAAAAAAAUAUGUAUUCUCUAAAGAGGUGCAGUUGAUUCCCGAAAUCCUCUGUUUCUUGUUUGUUUGUUUGCUUUUUUUUUUUUUCUUUUUCUUUCUUUGUUUCUUUGAUCUGUAAUUAGUAUUUUUCAUUGGAAUGUACAUAUUAAUCAAGGGUUUCUGGCCCGGUGAUGCUGAUUUUA
Molecule: messenger RNA, 698 nt
Organism: Malania oleifera
Lineage: Eukaryota; Viridiplantae; Streptophyta; Magnoliopsida; Santalales; Ximeniaceae
Exons: 1
Coding region: 237-503 (88 amino acids)
Source: RefSeq, a predicted model, not a curated record